CUUCAACAUACUACACCACCACCACCGCUGCCCACGCAUCCUCCACUUUGUGCACUCUGUGCGCUCACACCGCCCAACUACGAACGCUCGCUUGAACACGCACGGAAGACAGCCAUCAUGGUGUCGUUCACGGCAGCGCUGCUGCUCGCAGGAGCGGUGAUGCAUGCGCGGGCGCAAGACUUCACAGACCUGGUCGGCACGUGGAGCAGCAAAUCCAACUCGACACUCACCGGCGACGGCUUCUACGACCCCGUCAACGACCACUUCACCGAGCCAAAACACACCGGAAUCAGCUACUCCUUCUCCGCCGACGGCUACUUCGAAGAAUCGUACUACCGUGCUGUCGCAAACCCCACAGACCCCAAGUGCCCCAAGGGCAUAAUCCAAUGGCAACACGGCAAAUUCGAGAAGUUCAACAACGGCUCCCUGAAACUGUAUCCCAUCAAAGUCGACGGCCGCCAGAUGUACUCCGACCCAUGUCUGUACGAGCACUCAAUCUACACGCGCUACAACGCGACUGAGAAAUUCGUGCGCUACGAAGUCAGCGUAGACGACUACCACAAGAUCAAGCGCUUAAACCUCUACAAAUUCGACGGCUCCCCCAUGAUGCCCAUGUACAUUGCCUUCACGACCCCCAAGAUGCUGCCCACCACCACGCUGAACCCGCUCGUCACUGCGACUGCGACCGCGAAGGCGAAGCGCGGGCUGCCUCUCCCUGAUCACGAGGUCUUGCUUAGGAAGAGCGGGAAUAUGGCGGACGGCGUGUUUUGGGCGGGCGUGCUGGCGAGUGGGGCGGGCGGGCUGCUUUGGUGGUUCUUCUAGAUGACCCGAGGAUUUGAGAGGAUGAAUAGGAUACGGGAAGAGAAAGCUUG
Molecule: messenger RNA, 872 nt
Organism: Macroventuria anomochaeta
Lineage: Eukaryota; Fungi; Ascomycota; Dothideomycetes; Pleosporales; Didymellaceae
Exons: 4
Coding region: 118-822 (234 amino acids)
Biological process (GO): 'de novo' protein folding
Cellular component (GO): endoplasmic reticulum membrane; endoplasmic reticulum
Source: RefSeq, a predicted model, not a curated record